Encephalitozoon cuniculi GB-M1 is the source of this 996-nucleotide messenger RNA. RefSeq lists its product as uncharacterized. The transcript has a single exon. Bases 1 to 996 code for a protein of 331 amino acids. The record is from RefSeq and is marked provisional. Gene Ontology annotation, cellular component: endoplasmic reticulum membrane; Golgi membrane. Gene Ontology annotation, molecular function: metal ion binding; ubiquitin protein ligase activity. Lineage: Eukaryota; Fungi; Microsporidia; Unikaryonidae.
AUGAGCCAGGAGGAAAAUCACGAGAACUCCAACCAUGAUGCCAUCGAGAGGAAAAAAAGCAAGGAUUCAGAAAAGAGCAAGGCGGCAGGGCAUGAUAACGAGCUCUUCUUCGACGAUGCUGAGACCACCAGCUACACCGGUCGAUAUAAGGAGAGAGGAAUGUAUAGACCUGUGAGGCAGGUAAUAAUAAUAGAAAGGCAGCCUAGCCUCGGGGAUGUUUUGCAGAGGAUGGCUGUGAUAUCUAUAUACGCAUUUAUCAUCCAGACUUUCUUUACGGUGUGGAAGAAGAUCAACAAGAGGAGCCACGAUGUCUGCGUCUUCCUGAUACUUCUGUUUUUCCCUCCUGGAUUUUUUCUUUACAUGCAGUCCUACUUCCUUCCCUUCUGCUGGCUAAUGUUUUGCGGAUUCAUACUUUUCAACACACUCAAAGUACUGAGAGGGCCAUUUGGCAAGGAUGCAGUGAGAGAUAUCUACUCUACGUUUAAAACGCUGUUUAUUGUCUCUAACUUAGGGAUAUUUCUGGGGCAGUUUCUCACCUUCACAUUUUUUUAUCUGAAAACCGAAUACCUGGGAUAUGCGCUCUCUGUCCUGCUAUUCUUCCUGUAUUUCGGGCUGAUGAGUAGAGAAGUCAUCUUCUUCUUAAGCGAGACUGUGGCGAUAUCCACGGGAUUCUAUAGUAAGGACGGUGUUCCUGGAAAGGGAAACAAUAAUUCCUUGUGCAUGAUAUGCACGAAAUCAUUUGACAGGACAGUCAAGAUACAUACGCUAGUAUGCAGUCACUCCUUCCACGAGGACUGCAUCAAGGGAUGGUGCCUACUUGGUAAAAAGCCCUUCUGUCCAUACUGCAAGAAGAGAAUUGAAAGCUCCUCCCUACCUUCUGAACUAUGGCACAAGACCGAGACGUGGUUCUAUCCAUUGAUUAACACCCUGAGGAGCUUUAUUGUCCUGACGCUUGUUCUAACAACAAUAGUCCUGUACAAGAUAAAAUACCAAUAA